AUGACAGACGGAAAGAAAGACGAGUUCAGUUUUGACAAGGUCGAUGAGGACCUGAAGGGCUUCUUCUAUGCCCCAGCUGGCUAUACCGAUCACACUUUCAAGUCCUCCAGCGGCGUCGAGCUUGGAGUCCGUGUUUGGCCGGCCGAGAACGUGGUCCAAGAACCGGCCCCGAUUUUGUUCUGGGUCCAUGGAGGCGGUUUCCUCGGUGGACACCACUUUGUUCCUCUGCCGUGGCUGAACCCCGGCUUCCGCAAACGAGGAUACCACCUUGUUUCCCUCAACUACCGUCUCGCCCCCCAAGCCGCAUUCGAUCACCAACUCGCCGACUGUAUCGAGUCCGUCGAAUGGUGCCGCAAAAACCUUCCGUCCAUCUUGGACGAGGGCAAGGUAGACGUUGAUCGUUAUGCCCUUGUUGGUGAAUCCGCCGGUGGCACCCUAGUGACCCUAAUGGGCUUGCACUUAACUUCACCUCCCCCAAGAGUUAUCGUCGACGCCUACGGCCUUGUUGAUAUCUGGUACUACAUCAACAUGCCCGACCGCACACCUGAGCCAUGGAAGGGAGAGUUCACCGACCAGGAACUAGAGCGCUUCAUCGGCGACAGGGACCUAAAGAACGUCUUGACAGAUGCUUGCUGCUGGAACGAACAGGAACUGUUUCCUGAAGAAGAGCUCAGAAAGCGCUGGGCGGCUGACAUCAGGUACGACAAGCGUUUCCGGUUGCAGGCGGAAGCCCACCAGUGGCGUUCCGUAAGGUCGUUUCCGGGUGAUGUACAUAAGGCCUUCCUCCACAGCGAGCGAUUUCCUGAUAAGGCGGAACUGGUCAAGUUCAUCACGUCUAUGGCUCCCCUCAAGGUUCUCCAGGAGGACAAGCAGCGGUCUUACCCACCAACCGCCUUCCUGCAUGGCAACGCCGAUGAGCCUGUUCCCAUUCAGCAGAGUUAUGACUUGGCCGCUACGCUCAGGGAGAGAGGCGUUCCUGUCAUUGAGAGAUACGAGGAGGGCGAGCCGCACGUAUUUGACAUCAAAUACACGGGCCCUACUGUCCCUGGCUGGGACACCACGAUUCAACCAGUUCUCGACUUUGUUGACCAGCACGUUGGGACCAAGAGGCAGUAG
Molecule: messenger RNA, 1116 nt
Organism: Sordaria macrospora k-hell
Lineage: Eukaryota; Fungi; Ascomycota; Sordariomycetes; Sordariales; Sordariaceae
Biological process (GO): proteolysis
Molecular function (GO): serine-type peptidase activity; lipase activity
Source: RefSeq, a predicted model, not a curated record